GCGGCGGAGCCGGCCAUGGCCACCAAGCGCCUGGCCAGGCGGCUGGGGCUGGCGCGGAGCAGCGCACGGACGCGGAGCGGGGCGCGGGCGGACGCGGGGCAGCGCUUCGCCUUCCUGAUCGUCCUGGACUUCGAGGCCACGUGCUGGGGGGACCGCGAUCGGCGCGGGCCCGAGAUCAUUGAAUUUCCAGCAGUCCUGUUAAACACCUCAACAGGAGCCAUUGAAUCUGAAUUCCAUAUGUAUGUUCAGCCCCAGGAGCAUCCUAUUCUCUCUGAAUUCUGCACAGAACUAACUGGCAUAACACAGAAUCAAGUUGACCAAGGGGUGCCUCUUAACAUCUGCUUAUCACAGUUUAUGAAAUGGAUUCAAAAGAUACAAAAGGAGAAGAAAAUUAUGUUCAGUACAGAUAGUCAGAGUAAUUCUACUUCAGAAGCAAAAGUGUGUGCCUUUGUUACAUGGACAGACUGGGACCUGGGUGUGUGUUUGCACUACGAGUGUAGGAGGAAGCAGCUGCGCAAACCCGACAUUCUGAAUGCCUGGAUUGAUCUCAAAGCGACCUACAGGGCCUUCUAUAACAGAAAGCCUAAGGGGCUAAAUGGAGCUUUGCAGGAUUUGGGGAUAGCUUUUGAAGGACGGGAACAUUCUGGGUUGGAUGAUUCCCGGAAUACUGCUCGUCUUGCUUGGAGGCUGAUUUGUGAUGGAUGUGUGCUGAAAGUUACUAAAUCUUUGGAUAAGGCACAUCAGAAGAGUAAUUUAAUUUCCAGAACACUGACUGUAAAUGUCACUGACAAGACUCCGCUGGGAAGUAAGAGCAGACCUGAAACAUCUAGAGAUGGAACUUGUGAAACAAAACCUCUGGCUGAGAACAAACACAAGGGUAUUGCUGGAAACAAGAUAAAUUCUGAUCUACAGGCUGGGGAGCAGCAGAUCACUUGCACUGAUCCCUCUGCAGAUGUGUGUGUUGUACCCAGCAGCAGCUCAAGGACUGAACUCCAUGCUCAAAGCCAAAGCUCUUCAGCAGCAUCUCCUGACAGAUUUCCUCUUCCCCUGGGUCUGGCACAGCCAUGUCCCAGUCCUGCAUCAGCAGGCAUCCAGCGGGGACUGAGCACGGGGCAGCCUCUGAGAACAGCCAGGCCCAGCCUCCCAGUGCAGGGAUCAGGGCUGGUGCUGGUCUCCACCACCAUCCCCUCAGUUACUGUCUCCAGUGGGGACAUCAGCACCAGCUCUGAGUGCCUGUCUCUGCUGACAGACUGGGAAGAUGUUGCUUUGAUACCAGAAUCUCAAUACGAACAAAAUUCAGACUCUGUUCAGCUCGAGGAUGACUCAAGUACAGAUAAUCUAACAGUGUCUGAAGAAGAAACUAUUUCAAAACAAUUGGCUGUGACGAGUUCAGAUAAUCAGGGUUUGGAGGAAAGUGUAGCACCCAUGGAACAUCUGAGGUCUGUUGUUUACAAAAGUCCUGAUACUACAAUCUAUAAUAUAGGGACAGUACAAAGGCAGACUUCAAAAUUUUCAGCUUUCAAGUUACCAUCUGCAAAGGGAAAUGCUGUUUCAGCACAAUCAGCAUUAACUGGAAAUUACUCUACUCCUUUAGAGGCUCCUAAAAGAAAGCCAACUAGUCCAAAAACAGGCCCACCAGCAAAAAAGCAGUCUUUUCAUAUCUAUCAAGAGAAGACUUCCUCUUUUGAUCACUCCUUAGCUUUGAGAAGUUCAAAUUUGCCCAGAGUAUUUCCUGCAGUGCUGAACUCCACAGUCAAUAUGAAUGAGUCUGUAAGAGCUGUGAGAAAUGGAAAAUCAACUCCCCCUCUGUGUAACUGCGGCCGAAGAGCCAAAAAACUCUCUGUGUCAAAUGCUGGCCCAAAUCAUGGCAGAGCAUUUUAUUGUUGUCCUGUUGGCAAGCAAGGAGGAAACAAGAAAAGUUGUGGAUACUUCAAGUGGGAAUGUGCACUUCUGAAAGAAAAAUCUUGUGGUCUCACCUUUAAUGCAGAUGCUUUGACAUCUCUUGGAACUGUUCCUAGUAAUUCAGAGAAUUCUUCCAACAAAAAAUAUUGGUGUCUUAGACCCUCUAUGAGAACUUGA
Agelaius phoeniceus (red-winged blackbird) is the source of this 2079-nucleotide messenger RNA. It is a transcript of the gene ERI2, whose product is annotated as ERI1 exoribonuclease family member 2. Gene Ontology annotation, molecular function: 3'-5'-RNA exonuclease activity; nucleic acid binding; zinc ion binding. The record is from RefSeq and is a predicted model, not a curated record. NCBI's taxonomy places the organism in Eukaryota, Metazoa, Chordata, Aves, Passeriformes, Icteridae.